Messenger RNA from Microthlaspi erraticum, 303 nucleotides. The record is from the annotation of a GenBank genome assembly. Lineage: Eukaryota; Viridiplantae; Streptophyta; Magnoliopsida; Brassicales; Brassicaceae.
AUGUACUUCAAAGGGACAAACUUAAUGAAGAGGAAGAUGUGCCAAAUUCAGAACUCACCACGUCGGAGGACGGCUCAGAAUAUCCAGACUACCAAUACGCGAGCGUCCACAAGCAGAGUCACUACCCCACGGCAACAAGCAAUUGCAGGCGAAACUCCGGAUGGGCACAAUACACAAGGGCAACGACACUCUGGCAAUUCUACCACUGCGACAGAUGCAAGACCAAGUGGAAGACCGCUGGUGACACCAGCAAACAAUGGGAGAGUGGUGGAUUUUCAGAAUCCAUCGCCUCCUCUUCCUUAA